CGGCUGCGGGGAAGCGCAGGGUUCGGGGGCGCGCAGUGUGCUCGGUUGUCUGCUCUGCGCCGUGGUCGCUUUUACUUGCAGUUGAUCUGAGGGACGGGGCUGCGGAAGGAAUCUCCUCUAGGGAUGCUUAGAAGCAGGACUCGGUGAGAAGGUGAGGGAUGGCGGCUCGGAGCCCCCCGGGAUUGGGUGUCCGGAUCACCCGGGGGCUGCUGGCGGUCUCCAUCUAUCUCAUUCUCGGGCAGGAGCCGGCUGGAGCUGCAAGGACUGCAGGCUCAGCCUUCAGGACAUUUACCCCUUUCUACUUCCUGACAGAACCGACAGACACUGUAACACUACGUGGAACUCCCACUGUUUUAAACUGCUCUGUGUAUGCUGAGCCAGCAGCAAAAAUUGAAUGGAAAAAAGAUGGAACUUUUCUUAAUUUAGUAUCAGAUGAUCGUCGGAGACUACUUCCAGAUGGAUCUUUGUUCAUCACCAGUGUGGUGCACUCAAAGCACAACAAGCCCGAUGAGGGUUUUUAUCAAUGUGUGGCAACGGUGGAUAGUUUAGGUAGUAUUGUCAGCCGUACAGCGCGGCUUUCUGUCGCAGGGCUUCCCAGAUUUGCCAGCCAGCCAGAAGCCUCUUCGGUAUAUGUUGGGGAUAGUUUUGUAUUAAGCUGUGAUGUCAGUCCAGAACUUGUACCAUUUGUUCAUUGGGAGCAAAACCGUUCGCUGAGAGAGUUAGACGACAGAAUCUCUAUACUGUCUAAUGGCAGCCUUGUUAUAAGCUUUGCCAAUGAAAGUGAUGUCGGUCUGUAUCGCUGCAGUGUGGGCAGUGGAGCAGCUGUAAAGUACAGUGAAGAAGCAGAGGUCAAAAUACUAGCAGAGACUGGAGAGGAUCGCCCUUUAAUAUUUCUACGUCAGCCUUCCAGUUUGACCAGCGUUGUUGGACAAAUAGCAGUCUUUUCCUGUGCUGUAUCUGGUUACCCCACACCCAGUGUGUUCUGGAGUCAUAAUCAAGAAGAACUCAUUUUGGGGAGUUCAGACAGAUUGGCAUUGUUGGCAGGAGGCAGCCUGCAGAUCAGCAAUGUUACAGAGGAAGACGCUGGGAUCUAUACAUGUACUGCAGACAAUGGGAACCAAACGGUCCAUGCCCAGGCUGAGCUCUUUGUACAAGUGCCUCCAGUGUUUUCCGUUAAGCCAGCUAACACACAUGCUCAUGAAUCUAUGGAUAUUGUGUUUGAGUGUGAAGUUAGAGGAAAACCCGCUCCAACUGUGAAAUGGGUGAAGAACGGAGAUGUGGUCAUCCCGAGUGACUACUUUAAAAUAGUGGAUGAUCAUAACCUUCAGGUUCUUGGUCUUGUGCGUUCAGAUGAAGGAUUUUAUCAGUGUAUAGCAGAGAAUGAGGUGGGAAAUAUGCAGGCAGCAGCACAGCUCAUAAUAGUAGAGCCUGGUGUUACCGCCCCAACCUCUCGUGCCCCCUCACUGACCCGUGCCACUGCUCACCAUGUAGCUGCCACACCAGGAGGUCCCCUCCCCUCAUCCCCACGCGAUGUUGUUGCCUCUUUGGUGUCAACGCGCUUCAUCAAGCUGACCUGGCGUGUCCCUGCUGAUGCUCAUGGAGAAAAUCUUACCUACCAAGUAUAUUACAACAAAGAGGGAAUGAACAGGGAGCGUGUAGAGAACACCAGCCGACCAGGUGAAUUACAGGUUACCAUCCAGAACUUGUUGCCAGAAACAGUAUAUUACUUCCGUGUUGUGGCUCAUAAUAAUUAUGGUGCUGGUGAAAGUUCACCCCCUCUCAAGGUGGAGACACAACCUGAGGUUCAAGUUCCUGGUCCAGCCCCAAAUAUCCGAGCUGCAGCCAUCUCCCCUACCUCUGUUAGUGUUAGCUGGGAAACACCACUUUCUGGAAAUGGGGAAAUUCAGAAUUACAAACUUUAUUAUAUGGAGAAAGGAGCAGGAAAUGAGCAGGACUUUGAUGUUUCAGGACUUUCAUAUACUGUGAAUGGACUAAAGAAAUACACAGAGUAUACGUUUCGGGUAGUAGCCUUCAAUAAACAUGGGUCUGGAGUGUCAACACAAGAUGUUAUAGCGAGGACUCUGUCUGAUGUGCCCAGUGCGGCUCCUCAGAACCUUACCCUGGAGGUGCGCAGCUCACAGAGCAUUUUAGUGCAGUGGCAACCUCCUCCAGCAGGAACCCAGAAUGGUCAGAUUGUAGGGUAUAAAUUGCGUUACCGCAAGACUGCAAGGAAGGUUGAAACAAAUGAGAUCCUGAUAGACACCCAGCUGUCACAACUUGUCAAUGGGCUUGAUCGUGAUACCGAAUAUAGCUUUCGGGUUGUGGCAAUGACUGUGAAUGGGAGUGGACCAGCUACUGACUGGGUUUCUGCAGAGACUUUUGAAAAUGAUUUGGAUGAGUCUCGUGUUCCAGAUGUGCCAAGUUCUCUCCAUGUACGUCCAUUAGUAACAAGUAUUGUUGUAAGUUGGACACCCCCAGAAAAUCAGCACCAGGUGGUUGUCCGUGGCUAUGCUAUAGGUUAUGGUCUGGGGAGCCCUCAUGCACAGACAGUUCGUGUUGACCAUAAACAGCGAUACUACACCAUUGAAAACUUGGAUCCCAGCUCACAUUAUGUCAUCUCCUUAAAAGCCUUUAACAAUGUGGGAGAAGGAAUACCUUUAUAUGAAAGUGCUGUCACCCGCCAGCAUACAGACACUUCUGAGGUUGAUGUUUAUGUUGUUCAUGCCUCAUACACCCCAGUUCCAGAGCCCACUCCUAUGUUGCCCCCUGUGGGGGUCCAAGCUGCUAUCCUCAGCAGUGACACAGUGCGCCUUACCUGGGCUGACAACUCCCUGCCUAAGAACCAGAAGAUCACCGAUGCCAGAUACUACACAGUAAGGUGGAAAACCAACAUUCCUGCAAAUACAAAGUUUAAGAUGGCCAACAGCACUGUGCUAAGUUACUUGGUCUCUGGAUUAAAAUCAAAUACACUGUAUGAAUUCUCUGUUAUGGUUACUAAAGGUCGACGCUCAAGUACAUGGAGCAUGACUGCUCAUGGUACUACCUUUGAGUCAGUGCCUUCAUCGCCUCCUAAGGAUGUGACUGUGGUUAGCAAAGAAGGGAAACCACGUACCAUAAUUGUAAAUUGGCAGCCCCCAUCUGAAGCCAAUGGCAAAAUUACUGGUUACAUUAUAUAUUAUAGCACAGACGUUCAAGCAGAGCUUCAUGACUGGGUUAUAGAACCAGUUGUUGGAAACCGUUUGACACACCAAAUACAAGAGCUGACACUAGACACUCCUUACUACUUUAAGAUCCAGGCUCGAAACUCAAAAGGAAUGGGUCCCAUGUCCGAGGCUGUUCCAUUUCGCACUCCAAAAGAAUCAACACCUUACAUGCCUAACAAUCAAGCAUCAGGUGUAACAGGAAGAGGAAGCCGCCCCCCAGACACAGGAGGAAAUAAUGGACCUCCACCUGGAGGCAGUAAUAGUCCUCAUGGUAGUCCUACUUCUUUGGAUCAGAACAUGCUGCUUACAAUCAUUGUAUCUCUUGGAGUUAUAACAGUUUUGGUGGCUGUGGUCAUUGCCGCCAUCUGCUCUCGUCGCUCCAGUUCCCAUCAUAAAAAGAAAAGAGCUGCAUGUAAGUCAGUAAAUGGAUCCCAUAAAUACAAGGGUAACUCCAAGGAUGUAAAGCCUCCUGACCUCUGGAUUCAUCAUGAGAGACUGGAGUUGAAACCAGUGGAUAAAUCCCCAGAAACGAACCCAAUGCUAACAGACAGCACCCUGCCUCGAUCACCACAGGAUAUCACUCCUGGAGACAGCACCACAGAAGGCAGCAUUCACCAGCACAGCAAUUCAUACCGAGGCCUGGAAUCUGAAGAUUCUGUAUCUUCACUUGCUGGACGUCGAGGGAUAAGACCAAAAAUAAUGAUGCCUUUUGACUCCCAACCUCCACAACCGGUUGUCAGUGCUCAUCCCAUCCAUUCCAUCGAUAAUUCUCAUUUCCGUUCUGUACCUGGGUUCAUGCUGCACGUGCUGGGUGGUGCUCCUCAGGCUACAGAGUCAGUGCGUCAUACUCCUAGCUGUGAUACAGUAGUAGCUGCAUCAUCAUCUUCACAGACUGGUCCUGAAGACCCAGAUCCCCCAGGGGGAAGUUUUCUGCCUGGUUCUAUGGAUGAGGAUUCUGGGCCAAGUAUUCCUACUGCGCAUAUCAGGCCAUCUCAUCCCUUGAAGAGCUUUGCAGUGCCAGCUGUUCCUGCUCCAGCCCCUGGCUCAGCCUAUGAACCUUUGCCUAGCUCACCACUUCUGUCACAACAAGUUCCCUCUGCGCUCUCAGUGAAAACUGCUUCUCUUGGGACUCUGGGAAGAGUACGUCCUCCACUUCCUGUUACUGUGCCCAGUGCCCCUGAACCACUAGAGACCAGCAGAAUGCUUGAGGGUUCAGAAUGUAGCUAUGAACCAGAUGAAUUAAGCAAGGAGAUGGCUCACCUUGAAGGCCUGAUGAAGGAUCUGAAUGCCAUAACCACAGCAUGAAAGAACACAUCCCCACCACAGAGGCAAACUUGACACUGUAUGGACAGAGGCAUUGAAGCCCUUCGAGGGCUUGUUGUGCCACACCAAAAUGUACAGACAAGAACAAGUGGGGAGCCCAGACUGUUUCUGCUGUGGCAACCACCAAGGGCUGAGGCCUAGUAUUCUGUACCUUAUUUCCUCUGAUUUAUAAGAUUUUUGGGGGGUUUAUAUGAAACAAAAGAGAAAUUUUAUGUAAUCCAUGGAGGAAAAUUGUAUAUUGCCAUUGCUUUUGUUCUUUUUACCGCUGAUGGGUCAUCAACAUGUUGCUGUGGCUCAGUGAUAUGCCCCACCUUGUGGCCAGCAAGAAUGCAAAAAAGGACAGUUGUUUUCUGUGCAGUGUUUCUAGGCUGCAAAGCACAUCAGUUGGCAGCAACUCCCCCUCCAGCCUCUGUGAGACUUAAAACAGUGUUACUCCCCCACCAUUCCUAAAUUUUGGCUAGAUGUUUUUUCCACAUCUCCGUCCAUUUUUAAGGCUGAAGACCUAUUGAGGGAACUGUAUUGGACUGCUGCAGCUAGUUGGGAAGUCCGGAUUUGUGCAGUACAUGUGAGAUGAAAAGACAGAACAGUUUCCUCAUUUUCUAACACGGAGAAGCCCUGUGUCAUACAUGUUACUAGUGGCUACAAGAAGAGGCAAAAAGGAGCCUUCUUUUAACAAAGCUGGUAUCAGCACUUUCACAUAUCAAACUAUUUUCCAUCUUGUGUGACUUCCUUGUGUUGUAUAUGAAAUCUACCAUCCCCACACAUCCUUCUGUAUAUUGUCCUAUCCUCCACUACACCCAGUCUUUUCUGUACAGAAAAUUUAUUAUUUUUUUUUAUUUCUUUCUCUGUAGUGUUUAGAAUGUAUCUUUUUAUUGUGACUUUUUUUUAUAACAUCAUGAUUAUUAUUUGGUAUUGGAUUUCAAUACACUUUUUUUAUUCAAUCAAAUUGAUUUUCAUUGUUCUGUAUGCUGCUACUUCAUAGGCAACCUUAUUUUGUCACAGACCUCUAUUAAACUAGCCACUUAUACAUUGA
Molecule: messenger RNA, 5559 nt
Organism: Hyla sarda
Lineage: Eukaryota; Metazoa; Chordata; Amphibia; Anura; Hylidae
Gene: NEO1
Product: neogenin 1
Exons: 29
Coding region: 159-4508 (1449 amino acids)
Biological process (GO): cell-cell adhesion
Cellular component (GO): membrane
Molecular function (GO): protein binding
Source: RefSeq, a predicted model, not a curated record